Messenger RNA from Clunio marinus, 5929 nucleotides. The record is from the annotation of a GenBank genome assembly. NCBI's taxonomy places the organism in Eukaryota, Metazoa, Arthropoda, Insecta, Diptera, Chironomidae.
AUGGAGAUUGAUGAAUAUAAAUUACGAGCAUUUCAUUCGAACAUCCAACAAUCAGUCUUCGUUUUUUGUGAGGUGAACAACCAACAAGAAGCGAUGAAGUUCUUGCUAAUAGUCAGUACACUGAUAGUUCUCGCCGUUGCAUCUCAUGACAAUGAGCAGCAACAUCGCGAUGAAGAACGCCAAAAUCAACCAGAUCAACAAAAACACAAAUCAAACCGCAGAUGGUAUGGUGCAUGGGACCAAGACAAGGAAUACGUUUACCAAGUCGAAUCUCGUACAUUGACCGCUCUUCCCGAUUUAAAAGACCAAUGGGUUGGUAUUUUGAUGAAGGCCAAGCUCACAGUUCGACCACGUGAUCGUAAUCAUCUUCAAAUGAAGUUGGAUGACGCUCGUUAUGCCAACGUUCAUCAAGAGUUGGAUCAUGGCUGGGGUGCACCAAUCCCUGACGAUCAGCUCAAUUAUCAACCAAUGAAGAUCAGCACUCGACCAUUUGAGGUGGAACUUAAGAAUGGCGCAAUUUAUCAAAUGGCUUUCCAUGAGAAAACCAACAACGACGAAGCCAACAUGAUCAAGGGAAUUGUUUCUCAAUUACAAGUUGAUACACAAGCUCAAUAUUUGAUUAAAUGCAGUUCAAACCAAUUGCCAGAACCAAAGACUGUGAACGGUGUCUUCAAGACCAUGGAACCAUCGGUGACUGGAAAAUGUGAAACAAUGUAUGAUGUUUCACCAAUUCCAGAACACAAGGUUGCUUCAAAUCCAAGCUGGGUGCCUUUGCCACAACUUAAACGUGAACAUGAUCUUUGCAUUGAAGUUGUUAAGACUUUGAAUUACAGCAAUUGCGAAGCCAACUUGGGAUAUCAUUAUGGCAUCACUGCUGUGAGUAACCAAAAGCCUGGAUCGAACAAGAUGGGAGAGUGGCUUGCAAGAUCGAACGUUCAACGCACCGUACUUACUGGAACAUUGCAAAACUACACCAUCCAAAGCUCAAUCACUAACAACAAGGUUGUCGUCAGCCCUGAACUCUUCAACACACAAAAGGCAAUGGUCGCAUCUCGCGUCAACUUGACUUUGUAUUCAGUGCAAACCAACCAAGGAGCCAAGAAUUUGACUAACUUGGUUCACUCAAGCUUAGAGCAACAAAAACAUGACAAUUCAAACAACAAGCAAGCUCACAAAGAUCAUUACGAACAAAUGCAAGAAGAGAAGCAAAUGCAACAUGAAGCUGAAAAGGCAAGAAACAAGAUUACUCAAUCACGUUCACGUCGCAGCAUUCCAGAAGCUCCACUUCCACCAUUCUUGCCAUUCGCACUCGAAUUCAACAACAUCAACGCUCAUCGUGAAGCAAUCAAAGUUGCUCAACAAAUUGGCGAUGAAAUUCAACAUCCAAAUCAAAUGCCAAAGGCUCAAACUCUUACCAAAUUCAACAUUUUGGCUCGCCUUGUUCGUAUCAUGAGACAAAAGGAGAUUUAUGAUGUUGGUCAGCAACUCUUCGCUCCCCAACAAUCUGAAGAUUUCCAUUCAUCAAAAUCUGGCAUCCGCAACUCUGCAUGGAAAGCUUAUCGUGACGCUGUCGCUGAAGCUGGAACUCCAGCAUCUUUUGCUACAAUUGCCCAAUGGAUUCAAGAAGGAAAGGUUCGUGAAAACGAAGCCGCUACUUUGAUCGCCACUCAAGUUAGAGCAAUUCGCUACCCAACUGAACAAGUCAUGAAAGCUUUCUACGACUUGGCUACCAGCGAAAGUGUUCAGAAGCAACAAUAUCUUAACGCCACAGCUCUCAACGCAAUGUGCAACUUCUUGCGUCGUGCUCAAGUCAGCAACCAUUCCGCUUACUCUUAUUAUCCAACACACGCUUUCGGACGCAUGGCAAGCAAAGGUUAUCGCAUUGUUCAACGUCAAGUCAUUCCAUAUCUUUCUCACAAACUCAACAUUGCAUCACAGAAUGAAGACAGCGAAAAAAUGUUGGUCUACAUUCGUGCUCUUGGCAAUUUGGGCCAUCCAGCAAUCUUGAAUGUUUUGGAACCUUAUCUUGAAGGAAGAAUGCCAACAACUGAAUUCCAACGCUUAGCAAUUGUCGUUGCUUUAGACAAACUCUGUGAUAAUUACCCCAGACAAGCACGCACUGUCUUGUACAAAAUCUACCAGAACACAGCAGAUCGUGAUGAAGUUCGUGUUGCCGCUGUUUUCCUUAUCAUGCGCACAAAUCCACCAGCACAUAUGCUUCAACGUAUGGCAAGUAUGACUAACACUGAGAUGUCAAAGAAUGUCGUCGCUGGAGUUAAGAGUGCUUUGGAAAAUGCUGCCCGAUUGGAAAAUCAUGGCGACUUUGAACUUUCUGAAAAUGCUGAAGCUGCUCGCAAAUUGCUUACCAAUCGUCGCGUUCCAGAUGCUCACAACUCGAGAGUUAUGAUCAUUGAUUAUAUUAUGAAGGAAUUGAAUCUUGGAUACAAGAAACAAUCACUUCAAAUUGGAAGCGAAGACUCAUUGAUUCCUAAAGGCAUUUGGUGGCGCACCACUAAGUUCAUGGGAGGAUACAAAAACCGCAACAACGAAUUCCAAGUUUUGGUUUCAAGUGUCAACCAACUCUUCGAUAUGAUUGACGGACGUAUCCGUCAUUGGGGACCAGAGAAGAAUAAGGAGAGAAACUACAACACAUACAACAAUUAUCAUCGCAUUGAACCAACAAAGAACGACAGAUUCAACUUCGAAGAUAUUGAAAAACUUUUGGAAAUUCAAGCUGAACAAGCCCAAGAAUUAGAAGGACAAAUCUUGCUUAAGAUUGCCAACACCAAACGUUACUUCAACUUCAAUAAUCAGACAAUCGAAGAGAUGCCACGCACUCUCCGUCGUGUUGCUAAAGCAUUGGAAGGUGGACAACAAUUCAACUCCACAAAAUGGUUCAACCAAGAACAAAUCACUCUCGGAUUCCCAUUGGCUUCUGGUUUACCUUUCUUGUUCACAUACAAGACACCAACAGUUAUGCGCGCUGGUGGAGAAAUCCGCAUUCGCACAACCCCAAGCUUAGCUCAAAGUACUGACGAAGAAGUUGUCAUUCCAAAACACUUCAAUGCAUCAACUGAAAUUGAAGUUCUCUACUCAACACAAACUGAUGCACGUGUUGGCUUCUUGACAUUGUUCAAUCAUCGUCGUUAUGUUGCUGGUGUUCAAAAGAAGAUUCAAGUUAAUCUUCCAUUGAGAGUCACUUUGGAUGUCGACAUUAAGACCGACUUUGUUCAACUUCAAAUGGAACCUUUGGAUCAGAAGAAUGACAUCGUUCUUCUCCACACAAGCUCAUGGCCAUACACUCAACAACGUCACAUUCAAGCUGCAUUCCAAGAAACCAAAGACUCUGACACUAAAAUCAUUUCAACCAGAAAGGUCCGAGAAUUCGAUCAACGAUUCGGUCAAGAUUCAACUGGAAUGGUCAUUCAUGUCAAUGCUAAAUAUGAAAAGGAAUUUAUUGACGCCGCUCGUGCAAUGGAAUAUUGGAGACGUAAUGAUAUCCUCUCAUUGAUCUUGUACACAUCUGCCCAAGAAAACAACGAAUUCUAUCACAUCGACGUGACAUUGGACAAUCAAAGAUCACAAGCAUUGUGGGUUAAAGUGAAGAUGCAAUUCGACAAACAAAACCCAUGGGAGCAUGGAAAAGAUCAACCAAAACAUCCUAAAGACACAACCAACACUAAGAACUACGCUCAUCCUCAUGACACUGAUGCCAACUCUGACGCUCGUCGUGAACAAUUCAUGCAAAAUGCUGGAGCUGCAAUUGCCAAUGCUUAUGUCACUGGCGUUGACGCUUCAAUCAGCUUCCAAGGAAAACAAGAAAAGAUUUCACAGUACAUUGCAACAAUCGCUUAUGCUGACAGCAAGGCUAACAAUCAACAACGUUUAGUUGUCUUCCUCGGCGGAAACCCAGCCAAGGACUCCAAAUCUCAAAUGUGUCUCCAUGUCGAAGCACAAAUGCCAAAUGUUCCACAAUUGAACUUCAAGAAUGCUUUGAAUCAUAACGAAGACGCUCAAAUGAGAGUUGAACUUGAUUUCGGAGACAAGUGCAAGGAUGGACAACACAUCAGCAUUACCACAAAGAUGCAUCAAAGCCAAGAACGCAGAGAUCAUCUCGAACAAUUCUUAUUGGGAAAACAAUGUUUGCAACAAAUGAAAGAAGGAAACUUCUUGAUGCCAGCAUGCCAAAACGCAACUUAUCUUGCCAACACUUAUGAUCAAUACGACAUCCAAGCUGACUUUGACAAUCUUUCUCUUAAGACUAAAAAGGUUGCUUAUGGUGCUUAUGCAUGGCUCCGUCAUAUCGGAUUCGAUUACGUCUUUGAAAAUCCUUUGAAACCAGAAGGAAGACCAAAACAAGUUCAAGGACAAAUCAGCUUCGCUCCAAAUAUGCGCAGUGUUAAUGUUUCAUUGGAUUCAAGCAUUAUUUCAACUAAUUGGACGAAUGUACCAGUCAAGAAGUGGGCAAAGAGCCUUCCAGUUCAUCCCGAUUACAGUCUUCGUGAGCGUUUGGUCGGCCAAGCUACACACUGGCAAUAUCAAGCCAAUUGCGCAAUCGGCCAAAACAAAGUCAACACUUUUGACAACGUUACUUUCGAACAUAACAUUGAAAACUGCUGGCAUGUUGCUUUCUUGAGCAUCGCUCAUGGAAGAAAUUACUCUGCAACUGCUCCACAUUGGAAACCAGAAGUUGAUCAAGAAGACGAUGAAAAAUUGGCAAUCCUUGUACGUGAAACUGCUACCAAGCAACAAGAAUUGAUUCUCAUCAUUGGACAGAAACAAGAAGAAGAUCAUGUCAUUCGUAUCGAACCAAACGGUAAUGAAUGUCCAAAACUUUACAUCAACAAACAAGAACAUGCCGUCAAAUUGACCAAGGCUGUUGAAUACCAUGGACUUGACGCUCAAGACACUCCACUUUUGAGAGCCAAUGCCUUGCCAAAUGGUGAAAUCCGCGUUGAAAUCCGUGAUGGUGAUCUUACGAUCUACAGUGAUGGAUAUCGCAGCAAGAUCAUCGCUUCCAGCCAAUAUCGCAAUCAAGUUGGUGGAAUUUGUGGAACUUACAAUCAAAAGAGCGAAGACGAAUUCCUUACACCAGCUAACAAGAUUGUUCGUAAAGUUCAAGAUUUUGUUGGAUCAUGGGCUUUGUUGAAUGACGAAUGCAAGAGCGAUGCUAACAAGUACGCUCAUGAACAAUGGCAGAAAGCUUACCAAUACGAGAAGGAAACUAUUUAUGGAAACAUCAUCAACGAGAGAGAAGCUGGUCGUAAACAAUUCCGUUGGCACAAGGAUUUCUCUCUUGAAGAUUCAUCCAAAGGUGGAAGAUCAUCAAGCAGCAGUUCAUCGAGCAGUUCAAGCAGCUCGUCAUCCUCAUCAUCAAGCUCUUCAUCAUCCAGCUCAGAAGAAACUAAAGGCAAAGUUACUCCAUACAAUGGAGAACCAUGGCAACGUGUUCAAUAUGCUGAACGUGAAGGUCAAAUCUGCUUCACCAAACGCCCAAUUCCCAUUUGCAAAUCCGGCUACAGACCCUUAGAAACAUCAACAAAGUUCUAUGAUGUGCAUUGUUAUGAUGUUAAGAGUGCAGCAGCUAAACAAGCCAAGAAGCAAAUCCAAAAGGGAAAGAAUCCUGACUUCAGCAACAAAGAUGUCACCACGACAUUGAAAUUCACUUAUCCAAUUAAAUGCGAGAAGAAAUCUAAGAAGUCACGCCAAUAAAUUUAACUACAACUGCCACGCAACAGGAAAAACGAAAAUGGACUUAACGAAUAUAGAACUAAUGUAGAGUAGAAAGAGCAUCCCAAAAAAUCGUGAAUGAUAUUUCCGUAUCAAACACACAAAAAAAAUUAAAAUUAUUACAGGAAAAUGUAAAAUUCAAAAAAUUUAAUUGAAAAAUAAAAUUGAUAUGAACAUUCGAAAGAUAAAUUAAAAGCAA